GUGGAGACGUACACAGCGGAGUUCAGACCAUCUCUGCCCCGCAGCUAGCUUACCCCGCAGCAAGGCCACUGCGGGAAGAUGGCGACGGAAAAACAGAAACAUGAAGGAAGAGUCAAAAUUGGACAUUACAUUCUAGGAGACACGCUUGGAGUGGGCACAUUCGGAAAGGUUAAAGUGGGCCAACAUGAGCUGACCAAGCACCAAGUGGCAGUGAAGAUCCUUAACAGGCAGAAGAUCCGAAGUUUGGAUGUGGUGGGAAAGAUCCGGCGGGAGAUUCAGAACCUCAAGCUUUUCAGGCAUCCUCACAUAAUUAAACUGUAUCAGGUUAUAAGCACCCCUACAGAUAUCUUCAUGGUGAUGGAAUACGUGUCUGGAGGAGAACUCUUCGACUACAUCUGCAAAAAUGGAAAGUUGGAGGAGAAGGAGAGUCGUCGGUUGUUCCAGCAGAUUAUAUCUGCAGUAGACUACUGCCACAGACACAUGGUGGUGCACAGAGACCUCAAGCCUGAAAAUGUGCUGCUCGAUGCACACAUGAACGCCAAGAUCGCAGACUUUGGUUUGUCAAACAUGAUGUCAGAUGGAGAGUUUCUGCGGACAAGCUGCGGUUCUCCAAACUAUGCUGCUCCUGAAGUCAUCUCAGGACGGUUAUAUGCUGGUCCAGAGGUGGACAUCUGGAGCAGUGGGGUCAUUCUUUAUGCCUUGUUGUGUGGGACACUUCCCUUUGAUGACGAUCACGUGCCAACACUCUUUAAAAAGAUCUGCGAUGGGAUCUUUUUCACGCCGCAGUACCUGAACCCAUCUGUAAUUAGCCUCCUUAAACACAUGCUGCAGGUGGACCCCAUGAAAAGAGCUACCAUCAAAGAGAUCCGAGAGGACGACUGGUUUAAAGAGGGCCUUCCCAAGUACUUGUUCCCCGAGGACCCCUCCUACAGCAACAACAUGAUCGACGACGAGGCCCUGAAGGAGGUUUGUGAGAAGUUUGAGUGCACAGAGGAGGAGGUCCUCGGCUGUAUCUACAGUCGCAACCAUCAGGACCCAUUAGCAGUUGCCUACCACCUCAUCAUUGACAAUCGUCGCAUCAUGAGUGAAGCCAAGGAUUUCUACUUGGCGUCCAGCCCCCCUGACUCUUUUCUUGACGACCAGCACCUGACCACGUCUGGCUCAGCUGUGACUAGCACCCCAAAGCCCCACCCCGAGCGUGUCCCCUUCCUCUUGGCGGAGACGCUCCCCAGGCCUCGUCACACUCUGGAUGAACUGAACCCCCAAAAGUCCAAGCACCAGGGUGUUAGAAGGGCCAAGUGGCACCUGGGUAUCCGUAGUCAGAGUAGACCGAAUGAUAUCAUGUCAGAAGUGUGCCGUGCCAUGAAGCAGCUGGAUUAUGAGUGGAAGGUUGUGAAUCCAUAUUAUCUACGCGUGAGAAGGAAGAAUCCUAUUACUGGCAUGCAAACCAAAAUGAGCCUUCAACUCUACCAGGUGGACAGUAGAACCUACCUCCUAGACUUCCGUAGCAUAGAUGAUGAUAUGUUGGAGACAAAAUCUGGAACUGCUACCCCUCUCCGCUCUGGAUCUGUGGGCAACUACCGCACCACUAUAAAGAAUGACGUAGACGGUGCAGACGCUCCUGCUAUGUCUAGCAUUGUGCACACUACCAAGGCUGCAGAGGGCUCCUUAGCUUCAUCGCUGACCUCAUCCAUCGACUCAAUAGGUGGGGGAGACAGCGUGCCUGUCCCUCGACCGGGAAGCCACACCAUCGAGUUCUUUGAGAUGUGUGCAAAUCUUAUUAAAUUACUUGCACGAUAGCUUGCAAAACAAUCGCUAGCCUUUUUUUCCUCUCCGAGUGUCUUUAUAGCAAUAAGCAUGCAACCGAUUCAUGGCUCAAUUCAUCCCGGCUGAGGGUGAAGUGAUUGUUCCAUGGCACUGAUGCAGGUUAGUGGUCCCUAAGCGGAAGAUAUGUUACUGAGCUGGCAGGGAAUGUAAGGGUUCACUAGGAAAGAUGAACGACCAAGCUACUUAAAAUCAAGGACAGAACAACAUUUAAAAACGGGGUUUUACAAUUUUUUAUCUGUUUAAAAAGUAAGAGUCCACAGCCCAACUAUACUUAAUAUACGUGCAAGUGAUUACACUGAAUUUCCUGUACUAUAGCCAGUGAGCUCUGCUUUCCAGUUCAGAGAACAUGAUCAAGUUUCUGCCUGCAGAGAGGGAAGCGGCACAUCGAGGGUUAAGUAUUUGGGUGGCAGUCCUAUAGGAUGCAGGAAGCACUUUUGCACAAGUAUCCUUAAUUUCCUGCUGCCCUUGUAUUUGUCUCAGUAUGCAUCAGGAAAGUGGUGCAGAUGUAUCGGGGCGCUGCACUGGCUAUAACUAAGGGGUUUUCAUGCCCGUCACGUUCAUUUGACACUGAAGAAGUGCGAUGACCCUCGUUGUUUCUGUCUUGUGUCAGAGACAAAAGAAUGCUUCAUCCGAUAUUUGUUUGGUUUUCAUUUUGUGAUGAAUCUGAGUUGUCAGAGACUAAAUUGUCAUGGUUUUGUCCUUGUUGUAAAAAAUCUGUUUGAAUUUGUCUGUCCCUUACAUUUUUAUAUAUAAAGACGUGAAUAUAUUUAUCAGUGCGUUAAGUGGACGCAGUGUUGGUUCUAUUGGAAUGGAAUUGUUUGUUUUCUUUAUUGCAUUAAGAUCUAUUGCUGGAUGGUAUAUAUUUUCCUUUUUUUACUGUCUGGUUUUUAAAUCAAUAUCAAAGUUUUGUUUCCUUCAAUCACAACUAUUCUGAUACUUGAUUGUCUUUCCAGAUAAAAUAUAACCUGCUUUUACUGUUUAGGAGGAAUUUUUGCCAUGACAGUCAAAAUCUAGAUAUAUAUCAUUUUCAGUGUCACAUAUUAAAAUGACAAGUUGAUUUUGACUUAUUUUGUUGCAUUUUCUGUUUGUUGUUUUAUUUUAGAAGAAGAAUUACGAUUUGAGUGUGAUUCCUGAGUGAACUGCCUUUUGCCUACUUUUCCGUUUUGUAAAUGCCAACCCAUCACAAGUGUAUAGGCCUCAGGGCCCAAUUUCAACAUGAGUCGUAGCAAUUACAUGCAGUGCAUGGACAAUGUCAAUUGGCAGGUGAAUGCAUCUAAAGUGUCAUGGAUCUGUUUUUGUUGAGACACAUUCAUUCGGAGGUGAACCUUUAAAACAAGGUUUAUAAGCUUGAAAUGGUCUCGAUGUGUCAAUCUCAGUUCUGAAAAAGAAAAAAAAAACAUCACAUGUAUUGAGAUCAUAAUUGUGUGGCUGGGUUUAUUCGAUAAGAAAAAUUGUCCAAUAGAAUCUGAUGCUUUUAAGCUCAUGAAGUCUUGAGUUAUGUCUUGAAUCACGAACAUGACAUGUCUCACCUCAUACCCUGUCCAGUCUUAAAGUUUGAAGUGGUGUCUGUUGUUUGGCUGCCUUAUCAUUCAGUACUGUUCAUCGGUUUUUAUGUCCAUGAAGGUUGGAAUUCAGUUCUGGUCAAAGUUAUCAGGACCUUUUGCAGUUUUAGGGUUCAAAAUUGACAAAUUAUGUUGUUAGUGUUGUUGAUUCAUUCUUAUCAUCUGUAAGGAAUUCGAGAUUAUUUUAAGUGCUGGCAUUACAAAAAAAAAAUCAUAGUUGCACAGCUGAAGAUAACCAUGAUGAUUCUAUUUUUUUUUUUUUUGUUGCCAAACUAUAGAAGACCUCAGUAACUGCUAGGACCUUUAACUAAAGGAAUAGGAAUAAACAAAGAAAACAUAUAAGGUUACUUUUAUCAGUCUCUACCAUCUGGUCAGUUAAGCCCAGUUUUAAGAAUCUUUGUAUUUUCACAUCUUAUCAUUGGAGACCAAGUCUUUAUUCUUAGUUGGAGGUUGCAGUUGCUGAGGUCAAGGUUUCCAGUGUUUAGCUCUCUGCAGCUUUAAAAAAAAAAAAUCUUAAAUAUCUCAUUUGUAUAAAAAUAAAAUCAUUUUUUUAGAGAUAUAAUACGACAAAAAAUGAGUGACAAUUUUUGUGACCACCUUGUUUCUCUUGUCUUGAGAGGCAGGUUUGGACUGAAAUAAACUUGAGUUUUUGAAUUACAUUGAUCAUGGUACAGAAACACUAUGGUCAUGGAAAGAUAUUGCUGAAACUAAAUAGUUUUAGUUUUUGUAAGGGCAGUUGCAACUGUUUACAUAACUUUUCAUGGGUUACAUGAUGGGUUUUGUAGGAAAGAUGAAUGUUUGGACCAUGACCUUUUUUUGAAAGCUUAUGGAGUAGUGUCCAAGUGGACUGUCAGUCUGUCUGAACUGCUUUAAAGAAAUAUUGUUCUAUUUUUGUUUGGUGUGUAAAGGGACCCUACUACAUUGACCAGUGUAAAUCUGAAUGGACAGUGUUGAAAUCAUUUGUAUACACAACUGCCUAAUAAACUGCUAAAUUGCACACAA
Labrus mixtus (cuckoo wrasse) is the source of this 4391-nucleotide messenger RNA. RefSeq names its product protein kinase, AMP-activated, alpha 1 catalytic subunit (gene prkaa1). Gene Ontology annotation, biological process: intracellular signal transduction; protein phosphorylation. The record is from RefSeq and is a predicted model, not a curated record. Gene Ontology annotation, molecular function: protein serine/threonine kinase activity; ATP binding. Lineage: Eukaryota; Metazoa; Chordata; Actinopteri; Labriformes; Labridae. Gene Ontology annotation, cellular component: cytoplasm. Bases 79 to 1800 code for a protein of 573 amino acids. The transcript is spliced from 9 exons.